Molecule: messenger RNA, 801 nt
Organism: Acanthisitta chloris (rifleman)
Lineage: Eukaryota; Metazoa; Chordata; Aves; Passeriformes; Acanthisittidae
Gene: ZSWIM1
Product: zinc finger, SWIM-type containing 1
Source: RefSeq, a predicted model, not a curated record
ACACCAGACGUGCUGCCUCAGCUCCACCUUCACUGGCUGCUUGAUGAUGGUGUCCGGGCUGUGCACAGGGAGGGCAUGGGGGAGACCAGUGACUACUUCAGGGAGCUGGAGGAUGUCACCCAGGGGUUGAGUCAAGUUUUCAGUGCUGGGGUCUCUCUGGAGAGCUGCAUCACUGCCUUGGCUCAGCAUAUGAAGUUUGUUCCUAAGACCCCUCCUGAUGCUGUGAUGUGCUCCUCUCCCCAUCCUGAUCAGUGUGCUGCUCAGGCAGCUCCCCAGAGCCUGACUGCUUCAGGCUCACCUGCUGCCUUUCUGUUCUGCCAGGAAAACCUGGAGGAUGAUAGCAAGGAGGAGAUUUACCAAAGGACUGAAGAAAGCAUCAGGUGGUCUUUGAGUGAUACUUGCAUGGAGCCUGCUGCCAGGCUGUGCCUGAGUGAGCUGGCAGGGGUUCAGAAGUCAAAGCAGCUGAUAGGCAUCAAGGAGGAUGCAUUCUGCAAACAGAUCUUGGAGGAUUCCCACAGAGUGGGCAUCCUCCAGGAAGACCCAAGCAGCUGCACUUGCCACUUCAACCAGACCUUCCAGCUGGAUGCCUAUCAGGCUGGGCGAGAUGGUGCUGAUGGCCUCUUGGAGGUCCUGAAGAGCUCCUGGAACAAGUCGGAUAAAUCCCUUGUGGUGUCUUGCCUCGUGGCAGAGAUCAGCUGGCUGCUUACCCACUGCAGUAGAGAGGAGUUUGAGCGCAGGCAUAGGGCCUUCCAGGAGCUGACUGACAGCUGGAUUGGGCCCUAUAUUGAGCUGAUGCUCUAG